Molecule: messenger RNA, 1314 nt
Organism: Alnus glutinosa
Lineage: Eukaryota; Viridiplantae; Streptophyta; Magnoliopsida; Fagales; Betulaceae
Product: RHOMBOID-like protein 2
Exons: 5
Coding region: 135-1154 (339 amino acids)
Biological process (GO): proteolysis
Cellular component (GO): membrane
Molecular function (GO): serine-type endopeptidase activity
Source: RefSeq, a predicted model, not a curated record
CACCCACUCACUCGCACACAUUCUCCCCUCCACUAAACCCUACACCAGCUCCAUCUAACUUAAUCUUCUCGAAUCCACACUCAAACGCAGAAUUAUAGAGAGAGAAACUCAAUUUUUAGAGCGAGCGAGAGAGAAUGCCAGGUGAAGAUAUUGAAAACAGAGGAGGAGGGGGAGGAGGAGGAAGAGGAGGAACAGGGGAAGUGAAAAGCAGAGCAAACAGAAGUAGCUACUCAGCCUCUUCUUCUUCCUAUCUGAUAGAUGAUUCGGAGACCCAAUGGACCUCUUGGCUGGUUCCCAUGUUUGUGGUGGCGAACGUAGCUCUGUUUCUUGUGGUCAUGUACGUGAACAAUUGUCCCAAGAACAAUCUUGGGUUUAAGGGGAAGUGCUUGGCAAGGUUUCUUGGGCGCUUCUCGUUCGAGCCUAUCAAGGAGAAUCCUUUGUUUGGGCCUUCUUCUGAUACAUUGGAGAAGUUGGGAGCACUAGAGUGGACUAGAGUUGUCGAGAGGCAUCAAGGAUGGAGACUUUUCACUUGCAUCUGGUUGCAUGCUGGUGUUAUUCAUCUGGUUGCAAACAUGUUGAGCCUCAUCUUCAUUGGCAUACGCAUUGAACAACAGUUUGGGUUUGUUCGUGUGGGGAUUAUAUACUUGUUGUCAGGCUUUGGAGGGAGCAUACUUUCCUCUUUGUUUAUUAGAAACAACAUCUCUGUGGGUGCCUCUGGCGCUCUUUUUGGGCUUCUUGGAGCAAUGCUCUCCGAACUUCUAACAAACUGGACCAUAUAUGCCAACAAGGCUGCAGCACUGAUCACACUUCUGGUCGUCAUUAUCAUCAACCUCGGCAUUGGAAUUUUGCCACACGUGGAUAAUUACACGCACAUCGGCGGAUUUCUGACCGGUUUCCUCCUCGGCUUUGUUCUGCUUCCCCGUCCACAGUUCGGGUGGUUAGAGCAGCGGAAUCUUCGCGCCGGCGUUCAUCUCAAAAACAAAUACAAGCCUUACCAAUUCGCCUUCUGGCUUAUUUCCCUUGUUCUGCUGGUUGUAGGCUUUACAGUUGCAUUAGUGAUGCUUUUCAGAGGAGAGCAUGGGAAUGAUCAUUGCCGCUGGUGCCACUACGUGGCCUGCGUCCCGACGUCUAGAUGGAACUGUGAUGAAAAUUAACCCUUCUCAUAUAUAUAUAUAUAGUUGUUUUUUAAACUAGUCUUUGCUUCAUGUCUAAUUCGUAGCAGCUUUGGAUAUUUGACGUAUAUAUUAUUGUAAAUGCUUCUGUUCUGAAAAACUUGAAUCAAUUGUUAUCUGUAUGUGCAGCCAUUGAUCUUCA